Panicum virgatum (switchgrass) is the source of this 1157-nucleotide messenger RNA. RefSeq lists its product as uncharacterized. NCBI's taxonomy places the organism in Eukaryota, Viridiplantae, Streptophyta, Magnoliopsida, Poales, Poaceae. The transcript is spliced from 2 exons. The record is from RefSeq and is a predicted model, not a curated record. Bases 583 to 930 code for a protein of 115 amino acids.
UUGGUAUGAAUAAAUUUUGCAUAUAGCAAAAAGAGGUAUGAUCUGAACAUGUCUAAGCAUUUUAUAGGCGAUUCUUUUGAUGUAAGUUCAAAAAAUGUUGAGUUUGUACUAACUAGGAGUAUCUAACUUUGCUAAAGACUAUAUCAACGACUCUAUAUUGCAACAAAAAAAAAUGGUGGACUUAGCUUAGCGCUUAUGUAGGGGUGUUUUUAAUAACAAAACCGAACAAGGGUGAGCAUUUGGAACAGAACAUCUUACGAGCUUGGAGGUUUCAAAAUCCAAAUGACAUACAUGGUGCUUUUUACAAUUUUUUCUUUCUAUUUUUAUGAUGCAAUGGCUAGUGAGAUGGGUGUGUUCUGGUCCCAUUCCAAACCAGGGAGGCAUGGACCUUGCCACAUCCACGGGACCUUUUCCUUUUCUGUUUUUUUUCUUAAUUCCGAAUAUACAUAGUCCCUAUGACCUCAAAUAUAUGGUGUUUAGGAUAAGGAAAUCAGUUCGUUCUUGAACUAACUAACUCGUCAUAAACAUUAUAUAUUUAAGGACAGAGGUAGUACUAAAAGCAACACUAAGACAAAAAUACAUAUGAGAGUGCAUGUUGUGUGCUUAUGUUUAUGCUUAUUUUUAUCCAAGCAGUUCCGGUCCCUGAUCCAGAAGAUGAAUGAGUGGUUGCAGCAGCACCAAGAAUCCAACGAACAGGCGGAAGAGACACAGGCUGCUCCUGUCGGGGAGGAAAGUGCCUCAGUCCUGCUAGCAAGGGCCACAGAGCUUUCCGACACCCUCUGGAGGUUCGAGCGGGAGCUAGACGACGACGACGACUGCGAGGCCAGCACUAGUGGGAGUGGCCUAGCCACUGAUCCGGAGGAGUCCCUUGUGGAGCCGAAGCCUGAGGCUCCCUCCGCCGAUCCCAAGCCUGAACCUUCGUCCCCUUGAGAAAUCAUGCAUGUGAUGCAUGCGAGAGCAGCAGGUGUGUUGAACAUGUGGAAUAAGCUUGGCAGCGUUCGUCGGCAAGUUCUGUCAAACUCUAUCAGCUUCAUGUGGAGCUGGUAUCGACGAGAUGUUUCUUUUAUCCAAAAAUAAAAGGGGAUUGAAAUGUUGCCACCGGCAAGUUAAUGUUCUAUUGUCUUUAUAAGUAGUAUUUGCCAACAUUGUGUGCGGUA